GCGUCGCGAUGUGUUGGUCGACAAAAUGAAAUUUCGCUGUUUACUGAGGGUUACCACCGAAAUCGGCUAACGUACGGUCAUAGUUGUUUGUUGGACAAAUACAGAAGUCACGUGGUAAAACUUGGAUAUUACUACAGCCAAAAGCGGAAACGAAGUGGAAUGCACUAAAGCUUACUGUUUCGUAGAAAAAGAUGACAAGAAAUGAAUGAGCACAGCUGUCCAAUACGAAUAAAGAUGAAGGAUACUGGGAGUGUUGUACAUGCAGCCAUGGUAAAGUACCGGUUUCACGAUCGAAUAUCUUAUGAGCUUCAACAAUUUUCCCUCGAAUUAUUACACCAAGAUGAACUUUUUACUGGAUAUGGCGUAUUUCCACUUAAUAACAGUUUAAUAAUUACUAUUUUUAGUGUAGUGAUGUUACGAACAAUGAUGUGUGGACAUUAAACAAUGAGUGUGUAGUUUUGCAGGUUACGUAAAGACAAAAAUUUAUUUAUUUCUCAGAAAAUAUUGGAGGACAUGAUUGGAUAUAAAAAUGUGUGGAGAAAAAAAAAAAUAAGUACAGAGAUAUAAUUCAAAAUUUUUGAUGAACAUGAUGAAAAAUUCGCAAUUUAUGAGUCAAUUUAAAUUCAUUCGGUUAUGUAACUAUUUUACAUAUAGUUGAAAUAUUUAUAUCGUUUUGAUUGAGUC
This is a messenger RNA of Chelonus insularis, 684 nucleotides long. RefSeq lists its product as uncharacterized. Lineage: Eukaryota; Metazoa; Arthropoda; Insecta; Hymenoptera; Braconidae. The record is from RefSeq and is a predicted model, not a curated record. The coding region runs from base 202 to 441 and encodes 79 amino acids. The transcript is spliced from 5 exons.